Molecule: messenger RNA, 6434 nt
Organism: Neofelis nebulosa (Clouded leopard)
Lineage: Eukaryota; Metazoa; Chordata; Mammalia; Carnivora; Felidae
Gene: NFASC
Product: neurofascin
Exons: 33
Coding region: 199-4593 (1464 amino acids)
Biological process (GO): brain development; cell-cell adhesion
Molecular function (GO): cell-cell adhesion mediator activity
Source: RefSeq, a predicted model, not a curated record
AGCAGGGAAACCAGGAAUUAUUUUGAUUCCGCCCAGGGCAGGGCUGCUGCAUUUGCUCUGAGACCAGCACCCAGGGGGACGGUCCAGCUGGGAUUUUGCUCAGGCCUCCGUCUGCCCACUGGAAUGGCCUGGGGUCUAAGAAACGCCUAGCUUUCCAUCCCCACCUGUCCCCAUGGAGGGAGACUGAGAUGGCACUGGAUGAACCGGAGCUCGACUCGUUCAGGAGACAGGUGGGGUAGUCUGUUCCACCCUGCUCCUGGCCUCCUGCCCCACCCCGUUCCUCCUUCCGGGUUGAUUGACUUAUGUGCAAUUUGGGACCCUGGAGUUUUCCUUCCUGCUGUGGGCUGGAAGAGAGCCUCUGGUUUUGCAAGAAGGAGGCUGAAUGAGGCAGAGACGCUGAACUCUGUCCGAGAGGCCCAGUUAGAGCUGCUGGAGGCAGCAAGACCCCGCGGGCCGGGGAGCAGGGAGCGGGGCCCAGUACUGAGGAUGGCCAGGCAGCAGCAGCCGCCGCCCUGGGUCCGCGCAGCCUUCCUGCUCUGCCUCCUCAGCCUCAGCGGGGCCAUCGAGAUUCCUAUGGAUCCAAGCAUUCAGAAUGAGCUGUCCCAGCCCCCGACCAUCACCAAGCAGUCAGUGAAGGACCACAUCGUGGAUCCCCGUGAUAACAUCUUGAUUGAGUGUGAAGCAAAGGGGAACCCGGCCCCCAGCUUCCACUGGACUCGCAACAGCAGGUUCUUCAACAUCGCCAAGGACCCCCGGGUGUCAAUGAGGAGGAGAUCCGGGACCCUGGUGAUCGACUUCCGCAGUGGGGGGCGGCCCGAGGAAUAUGAGGGGGAAUACCAGUGCUUUGCCCGGAACAAAUUUGGCACGGCCCUGUCCAAUAGGAUCCGCCUGCAGGUGUCCAAAUCUCCCCUGUGGCCCAAGGAAAACCUAGACCCUGUCGUGGUUCAAGAAGGUGCUCCCUUGACCCUCCAGUGCAACCCCCCACCCGGACUUCCGUCCCCAGUCAUCUUCUGGAUGAGCAGCUCCAUGGAGCCCAUCACCCAAGACAAGCGCGUCUCCCAGGGCCACAACGGAGACCUGUAUUUCUCUAACGUGAUGUUGCAGGAUAUGCAGACAGACUACAGCUGCAAUGCCCGCUUCCACUUUACCCACACCAUCCAGCAGAAGAACGCGUUCACCCUCAAGGUCCUCACCAACAACCCCUAUAAUGACUCGUCCUUAAGAAACCACCCUGACAUAUACAGUGCCCGAGGAGUUGCAGAAAGGACCCCCAGCUUCAUGUACCCCCAGGGCACGGCGAGCAGUCAGAUGGUACUACGUGGCAUGGACCUCGUGCUGGAGUGCAUCGCCUCCGGGGUCCCGACACCAGAUAUCGCGUGGUACAAGAAAGGUGGGGACCUCCCAUCAGACAAGGCCAAGUUUGAGAACUUUAACAAGGCUCUGCGCAUCACCAACGUCUCCGAGGAGGACUCUGGAGAGUAUUUCUGCCUGGCCUCCAACAAGAUGGGCAGCAUCCGGCACACGAUCUCGGUGAGAGUAAAGGCUGCUCCCUACUGGCUGGACGAACCCAAGAACCUCAUCCUGGCUCCUGGCGAGGACGGGAGACUGGUGUGUCGAGCCAAUGGGAACCCCAAGCCCACCGUCCAGUGGAUGGUAAACGGGGAACCUUUGCAAUCGGCACCACCCAACCCAAACCGCGAGGUGGCUGGGGACACCAUCAUCUUCCGGGACACCCAGAUCAGCAGCAGGGCUGUGUACCAGUGCAACACGUCCAACGAGCACGGCUACCUGCUGGCCAACGCCUUCGUCAGUGUGCUGGACGUGCCCCCUCGGAUGCUGUCACCCCGGAACCAGCUCAUUAGGGUGAUCCUGUACAACCGGACGCGGCUGGACUGCCCGUUCUUUGGGUCUCCCAUCCCCACACUCCGAUGGUUUAAGAACGGGCAAGGCAGCAACCUGGAUGGUGGCAACUACCAUGUCUAUGAGAACGGCAGCCUGGAAAUCAAGAUGAUCCGCAAAGAGGACCAAGGCAUCUACACCUGCGUCGCCACCAACAUCCUGGGCAAAGCUGAAAACCAGGUCCGCCUGGAGGUCAAAGACCCCACCAGGAUCUACCGGAUGCCCGAGGACCAGGUCGCCAAAAGGGGCACCACGGUGCAGCUGGAGUGUCGGGUGAAGCACGACCCCUCCCUGAAGCUCACGGUCUCCUGGCUGAAGGAUGACGAGCCCCUUUACAUCGGAAACAGGAUGAAGAAGGAGGACGACUCCCUGACCAUCUUUGGUGUGGCUGAGCGAGACCAGGGGAGUUACACGUGCGUUGCCAGCACUGAGCUGGACCAAGACUUGGCCAAGGCCUACCUUACUGUGCUAGCUGAUCAGGCCACUCCAACUAACCGUUUGGCUGCCCUGCCCAAAGGACGGCCGGACCGACCCCGGGACCUGGAGCUCACCGACCUGGCCGAGAGGAGCGUGAGGCUGACGUGGAUCCCAGGGGACGAUAACAACAGCCCCAUCACAGACUAUGUCGUCCAGUUCGAAGAGGACCAGUUCCAGCCGGGGGUCUGGCAUGACCAUUCCAAGUUCCCGGGCAGCGUCAACUCCGCCGUCCUCCAGCUGUCCCCAUACGUCAACUACCAGUUCCGGGUCAUUGCCAUCAACGAGGUGGGCAGCAGCCACCCCAGCCUGCCCUCCGAGCGCUACCGAACCAGCGGGGCACCCCCUGAGUCCAAUCCCGCCGACGUGAAGGGAGAAGGGACCAGAAAGAACAACAUGGAGAUCACGUGGACGCCCAUGAAUGCCACCUCUGCCUUUGGCCCCAAUCUGCGCUACAUCGUCAAGUGGCGGCGGAGAGAAACCCGAGAGACGUGGAACAACGUCACAGUGUGGGGCUCCCGCUACGUGGUGGGGCAGACGCCUGUCUACGUACCCUAUGAGAUCCGGGUCCAGGCUGAAAAUGACUUUGGGAAGGGCCCUGAGCCAGACACUGUCAUCGGCUACUCCGGGGAAGAUUAUCCCAGGGCUGCGCCCACUGACGUUAAAAUCCGAGUCCUGAACAGCACAGCCAUCAGCCUUCAGUGGAACCGCGUCUAUCCCGACACGGUGCAGGGCCAACUCAGAGAGUACCGAGCCUACUACUGGAGGGAGAGCAGCUUGUUGAAGAACCUGUGGGUGUCUCAGAAGAGGCAGCAAGCCAGCUUCCCCGGUGACCGCCCCCGUGGCGUGGUGUCCCGCCUCUUCCCCUACAGUAACUACAGGCUGGAGAUGGUUGUGGUCAAUGGGAGAGGCGAUGGGCCUCGCAGUGAAACCAAGGACUUCACCACCCCGGAAGGAGUACCCAGUGCCCCCAGGCGUUUCCGAGUCCGGCAGCCCAACCUGGAGACAAUCAACCUGGAAUGGGAUCAUCCAGAACACCCCAAUGGGAUCCUGAUCGGAUAUACUCUCAAAUACGUGGCCUUUAAUGGAACCAAAUUAGGAAAGCAGAUAGUGGAAAACUUCUCUCCCAAUCAGACCAAGUUCACGAUGCAAAGAGCAGACCCCGUGUCGCGCUACCGCUUUACCCUCAGUGCCAGGACGCAGGUGGGCUCUGGGGAAGCAGCCACAGAGGAGUCACCAGCACCCCCGAACGAAGCUACUCCAACCGCAGCUCCUCCCACGUUGCCCCCGACUCCGGUGGGUGCGACGGGCGCUGUGAGCAGUACUGAUGCUACUGCCACCGCUGCCACCACCGAAGCCACCACAGUCCCCACCAUCCCAGGUGUCGCACCUACCACCAUCGCCACCACCACCACCACCACCGCCGCCGCCGCCACAACUACAACCACUGCCGCCGCCGCCGCCACCACGGAGAGGCCUCCCGCCACCACCUCCGGGACUAAGAUGCCCGAAUCCGCCCCCGACAGGCAGUCCAUAUGGAACGUCACGGUCCUCCCCAACAGUAAAUGGGCCAACAUCACCUGGAAGCACAAUUUCGGGCCCGGAACUGACUUUGUGGUUGAGUACAUCGACAGCAACCAUACGAAAAAAACUGUCCCUGUUAAGGCCCAGACCCAGCCUAUACAGCUGACAGACCUCUAUCCCGGGAUGACAUACACGUUGCGCGUUUAUUCCCGGGACAACGAGGGCAUCAGCAGUGCCGUCAUCACCUUUAUGACCAGUACAGCUUACACCAACAACCAGGCGGACAUCGCCACCCAGGGCUGGUUCAUCGGGCUCAUGUGCGCCAUCGCCCUCCUGGUACUGAUCCUGCUCAUUGUCUGUUUCAUCAAGAGGAGUCGAGGUGGCAAGUACCCAGUGCGAGAAAAGAAGGAUGUUCCCCUUGGCCCUGAAGACCCCAAGGAAGAGGAUGGCUCCUUUGACUACAGUGACGAGGACAACAAGCCCCUGCAGGGCAGCCAGACGUCCCUGGACGGCACCAUCAAGCAACAAGAGAGUGACGACAGCCUGGUGGACUAUGGCGAGGGUGGCGAGGGGCAGUUCAACGAGGACGGCUCCUUCAUCGGCCAGUACACGGUCAAAAAGGACAAGGAGGAGACAGAGGGCAACGAAAGUUCGGAGGCCACGUCACCUGUCAACGCCAUCUAUUCUCUGGCCUGAUGGAGCCCCUCCGCCCAGGGCACAGCCACUACUUUGCAAGUGGGAGGAGGGGAGAGGGGGAGAUGAAGCCACUACAGACCUACCACACAGCCACCACCACCUUCAGGGACAAGGGUACCACGUGGGGGUCUGCCAAGCUGUGAGGACCAGUGACCACCCAGCCAACCACAAGCCCCCUCCCGCUGACCCCCCCUGCACCCCCGAGGUGCCACCAUGUGGGAGAGCUAGAGUCCUGGCUAAGCUCAGCUGGAGGGACCCUAGUCCUUUGCUCAGCUUCACAGCCACCUUGAGCCUUCCACCCCCGCUGCCCGCCCUUGACCUUGGCAUACACACUCACCAGUUUCUGUUGGUUACGGCCCUUUGCGUUGUCUUUGUUUUUGGUUUGUGCAUCUCCCCCCGCCCCCCCCCCCCACCCUCCGCCCAGACCCAGCAUCUCCAUUUUCUUUUCCUGGUGAACAAAUGUCCCUGGAUGAGGAAAGAAUGAGUGGAUUCUCCCCCAGAGAGGCAGAAGGAUCGAUCUGUAAAAGAACAGACAGAAAAGCUGUAGUAUUCAAACCACCACUGGGCCAAUGUAUUUCCGAAGGAUGCCUUUCUCGCCAUAUGCCUCCCCUUGCCCCCAACCCGUUCGCCUUGGCCUUGUCAGUUGCUGAGCUGGGCUUGGCUCCUUUCUGGAAAAUGACAGUAUUUUUGGCAGGGAGAGAGUGGGCAGGCCGCCUCGCCUCGCUCUGGGUCACUCGGGAGGUGGGCUUACCUCUUGCUCCUUGCUCUCACCCUGCCCCUUCCUCCAGAGCAUCCAAGACAAGAACCGCACUGACUCUGAAGAAGGAGUUUGAGGAACAGGACUGGGCGCUGAUGGGAAAGACUUCAACUCCAGUGACCGUGUACCUCAAGCAGAAGAAAAUCGGGCGUCCGGUCCCUGGGGAGCUGGGCUCACCUCCAGAGAGAAGAAAAGGACUGGGUUUCGACAUCCUUCUUCCCCAUCAGUGAAACCCAGGAUGUGGGAGAGGGGACCUGGCCCGCUGCGUGGAGGGCAGAGGGCGCCCCCCCCCACCUGGUCGGGGAUCUCCACCGCUGUCCUCACAGAGAUGGGACCACGUGAUGCAAAAGCUUUGCUGGUGUGUUUGGGGGUGACAGGUGGUGCUCCCCCUUUCGCCUCUAGCAGAUAGCAUCUCGCUCAAUUCUGUACGAUGCUGAAACCGGUGUUUUACACGGUGCGUGGAUGGGGCCCGGCUGCCCCUGAGACUGAACCAGUGUGUGUCCUUUCCUUGGGGUAUUUACAUAUCAGGAGAGCCCGUGGGAACACCGCGCUGACAAGUGCUGUAGAGCCUGGCCUGGGGACUCCGCACCCUUCGUAUGCCUUAUGCAGCUCUGAUUCCGGCCCUGCAGUUCCCAGGUUCCCAGCCCCUCCCUGCAAGCCUUGAAGCCUCCAGCAACGUCUGUCUCAAGGAGACCGGGGCGGCCUAUGCGAGCAUCACAGCAGAACCAGAAGCAGCCGCUCGACACGUGCCCUGCCACCCGUGGCCCCAGAUGGAGACCCUCGCAGACCGCAGUUCUCAGAGACCGAAGGCUCUGCCUUCGUCCACCCCACCUAAUCCGUUUUUGAAACCAAAGGUACCUAGCCUCAGAGAGAGAUCUUGAGCCUAAGAGCAGCCCGGUAGCUGUGGCUGCUGCUAGAGUUGGUUUCCGGAGGGUGAGGCUGACCCCUAGGAAUGGCCACACACGCACAGCGUCAGAUUAGAGCCUCCAGCUGCUUGCCGGGGGGGCAGCCUGGGCAGGAACAGGGCUGUGUCCUUCAGAGAACUUAUUAAACCAUCGUCUGCCACCCGUUCAAGCCACAAAGG